UAGUCGCUGUCAGCACCCUUCUUUCCCUUCUUGCCGCCAGUGUAGGCAGCCUUCUCCUCGGCCUUGGUGCGCUCACGCUGGUCCUGAGAGAAGAACAUGUACGCAGACAGGGCACGCUUGGGGGCGUCCUUGUCCUGGUGCGCGGCGAGGAAAGAAAGAGAGGAGGGAGUCAGACGCCUGCAGUGGGGAUCGGGCGGUGGAUGACCGCAAGCGUGGAUGGCUCAGCGACUCACCUUCUUGGUCUUCUUGGUGGUAGCAGCGGCGGAGGUAGCCUUCUUGGGUGCCAUGGUGAUUAGUGUACGGUGGGGUGGUGUGGUGGUCUGCGCAGGCGGAGAGGGGUGGAUGUAUGCAGCAUGGAUCGAGGAAAGGGAGGAGGCACGAGGGGCGAGGAGGAGCGGAUAUUGGUGGUCAGCUGGCCAUUUCUCGUGCUUUCGGCGUGGUAAUAUGCUCUGCUGGUCGUCGAACGUCAGUCACGCCCUACACCGUGGCAGGCGACGCGAUCGCUGGCCAGUGCAUGCGUGCAUACACGGUGUGGAUGCGUCGAUGAUGAUGACGAGCACAGGUGCGGACGAGAGGCUGAGCCAGCUCUCGAUCCACCCGGAUGCUGUUCGCCCUCUUCUCGAUAUGCCCUGAGCAGCGCGUCGAUGGUAGCGACCAAGCCAAGGCCAUAACCACGACGUCGCUGAGCCAGCCUAGCAGCGCCAGGCGCAGGCGUAGGCUUGUAGGCUGCGUAGGCCUGAGACGCGUCCCAGCCUGGCCUGGCUGGCUCACGCUCAAG
Molecule: messenger RNA, 778 nt
Organism: Jaminaea rosea
Lineage: Eukaryota; Fungi; Basidiomycota; Exobasidiomycetes; Microstromatales
Exons: 2
Coding region: 217-633 (138 amino acids)
Source: RefSeq, a predicted model, not a curated record